Molecule: messenger RNA, 2479 nt
Organism: Octodon degus (degu)
Lineage: Eukaryota; Metazoa; Chordata; Mammalia; Rodentia; Octodontidae
Gene: Il17rc
Product: interleukin 17 receptor C
Exons: 18
Coding region: 283-2370 (695 amino acids)
Molecular function (GO): interleukin-17 receptor activity
Source: RefSeq, a predicted model, not a curated record
CAAGCCUGGUAUUGGAGGGAGGAAAAGGGCGGGGCGGGAACAGCCGCUGCCUGCUGGGAACCAAACCGAAAGCACUUGGCUGGAACUGGACCGGGAGUCAGCUCCACCAGUGGGAGUGGUCCAGCUCUUCCGCACCGGCACUGGGCCCUGAAGGCUGGAAGAAAUUCUAGCCCCUUCUGCCCAUAGGACCAGGGCUGAGUGAGGGCAGGUGGGAGCCCCCCCACCCGGGGGGGGGGGGGGAAGAAAGGGCCUCAGGCCUGGGUGCUGCCUGGCUCCUGGAAGAUGCCUGUGUCCUGGUUCCUGCUGUCUCUGGCGCUGGGCCGAAACCCUGUGGUCAUCUCUCUGGAGAGGACUGUGGGGCCCCGAGAUGCUGCCCGCUGCUCUCCAGGCCUCUCCUGCCAGCUUGGGGUCGGCAACGACGUGCUCUGCCUCCCAGGGAGCAUUGAGUCUGCCCCAGGCCCUGUGCUGGUGCCCACAUACAUGCAGACAGAGCUGGUGCUGCGGUGCCACCAGGAGACCAGCUGUGAUCUCUGUGUGCGCGUGACCAUCCGCUUGGCUGCACAUGGGCACUGGGAAGAGCCUAAUGAGAAGUCAGAAGGAGCAGCUGAGCCAGAGCUCAAGGUGCCUAGAAAUGCCUCUCUCCAGGCCCAAGUUGUGCUCACCUUCCAUACUUACUCCACUACUCGCUGCGUCCUGCUGGAGGUGCAAGUGCCUGCUGCCCAGGUGCUGCCCGGUCAGGCUGUGGGUUCUCUAGUGUUUGAUUGCUUUGAGGCUGCUCUGGGGGCUGAGGUUCGAAUCUGGGCCUAUACUCAGCCUAGGUACCAGAAGGAACUCAACCUCACACAGCAGCUGCCUGACUGCAGGGGGCUCGAAGUCCGGGACAGCAUCCAGAGCUGCUGGGUCCUGCCCUGGCUCAGUGUGGCUGCAGAUGGCGACAAUGUUCGGCUGGUGCUCAACGUCUCCGAGGAGCAGCAUUUUGGCCUCUUACUGUACUGGAGUCAGGCCCAGGGUGCCCUAAAACCCUGGUGGCACAGAAACCUGACUGGGCCACAGACCAUUAUCUUGAACCACACAGACCUAGUUCCCUGCCUCUGUAUUCAGGUGUGGCCCCUGGAGACUGACUCAGUCAGGACCAGCACCUGCCCCUUCAAGGACGAUCCUCGAGCACAUAGGAACCUGUGGAGAGCAGCCCGCCUGCAGCUACUGUCCCCAAGGAGUUGGUGGCUGGAUGCCCCAUGCUCCCUGCCUGCGGAGGUGAUACUGUGUUGGCAGUCACCAGGCGGGGUCCCCUGUCAGCCACUGAUCCCACCACUGCCACUGGGGAAUGUCACUAUGAAUAAGGCCAUUGAGUUCCCUGUGCUGAAAGGCCACCCCAACCUCUGCGUCCAGGUGCGCAGCUGGGAUAAGGUACAGCUUCAGGAGUGCUUGUGGUCUGACUCCCUAGGGCCCCUCAAGGAUGAUGUGUUGCUGGUGGAGACCCAAGGCCCGCAGGAAAACAGAUCAUUCUGUGCCUUGGAACCCAGUGGCUGUAUUCCACUGCCCAGCAGGGCUGCCACGAGGGCAGCUCGCCUUGGAGAGCAGUUGCUGCAAGACCUACACGCAGGCCAUUGUCUGCAGUUGUGGGAUGGUGACAUACGAGCAUUGUGGGCCUGCCCAGUGGACAAGUACGUCCACAAGCGCUGGGCACUGGUGUGGCUGGCCUGCCUGCUUCUUGCUGCUGCGCUUCUUCUUCUGCUCCUCCUCCAUAAAGACCGCGGGAAAGCUGCCCCCGGGGCCCGCGCGGCCCUGCUACUCUACUCGGCGGAUAAUGCGGCCUUUGAGCGUCUGGUGGGCGCGCUGGCGUCGGCGCUGAGCCGGAUACCGCUGCGCGUGGCCGUGGACCUUUGGAGCCGGCGCGAGAUGAGCGCGCAGGGCCCGCUGGCUUGGCUGCACGCGCGGCGGCGGCAGACCCUACAGGAGCGCGGCGUGGUGGUGCUGCUCUUCUCGCCCGGCGCCGUGGCUCUGUGCCGGGAGUGGCUGCAGGGCGAACCGCCGGUGCUGGAAGUGCAUGGCCCGCACGAUUCUUUCGCUGCUUCUCUCAGCUGCGUGCUGCCCGACUUCCUGCAGGGCCGGGCGCCGGGCCGCUAUGUGGGCGCCUGCUUCGACGGCCUGCUGGCGCCGGACGCGGUGCCCGCGCCCUUCCGCGCCGCGCCGCUUUUUUCCCUGCCCUCGCAGCUGCGCGGCUUUCUGGGCGCCCUGCAUGGGUCUACCACCGCGCGCCCCAGGCGGCUGGAGGACAGCGUGGAGCAGGUGGCCUGCGCCCUUCGGCCAGUCCUGGACAGCUGCUUCCGGCCCCCCGCUGCUCGAGAUGGGCCCGAGGGCGGGACUUGAAUAAAGCAGAAACGGUUUUCUACGACCGCGUCCGCGUUUGGCCUCUGCGUCCCGGCCGCUGACUGGGGCAGUCGCGUACCCCGCCCCUUUAAAGCUGGGACAGGUGCCG